Messenger RNA from Phyllotreta striolata, 1432 nucleotides. NCBI's taxonomy places the organism in Eukaryota, Metazoa, Arthropoda, Insecta, Coleoptera, Chrysomelidae. The record is from the annotation of a GenBank genome assembly.
UUCUGCGCAUUUGAUAAGAAAAAUCAGUUUAGACAUGCAUUCCAGUAACAAGACACUUGUUUUACAAGACAAUACUAAUAUUUAUGAUGUAAUAGAAAAAAUCGUGGAAAACCCGAAUUAUGAUGAGCCGUUUUUCAUUUGCGACAUCGACCAACUCAUAUGGAAUGUCGAAAAUUGGAAAAGGCUUAUGCCUAGAGUUGAAAUAUUUUACGCUGUUAAAUGCAACUACAACCGAGAAGUGUUAGAAACAUUCGCAGCUCUCGACCUAGGUUUCGACUGCGCUACCAUGGACGAGAUCAGUAAAAUUAUCGCCCUGGAUGUUUCCCCGAAUAAAAUAGUCUUCUCCAACCCCACUAAAAUUAUAGAGCAUCUCGAAUACGCCAAACAAACCGGAGUUAGGGCUAUGACUUUCGACAACGAGGAAGAACUGUACAAAAUUAAAAAACACUACCCUGAAGCAGAGUUAUUGUUGAGGAUUAGAUGCGACGACGAAUCGGCCAAAUAUGUACUCGGUAAAAAAUUUGGAGUACUCCCUGGUAGUGAAGCUUUGGAUUUACUGAGGUUAGCUAAGCAACUCGAAUUAACUAUUAUUGGUGUACAUUUUCACGUUGGAUCCGGCUGUUCAGAUUAUUACGCCUAUUACAAAGCCUUAUGUGCCGCAAAGGGGGUAUUCGACGCUGCUAUCGAAUUAGGUUUUCCUGUAAAACUAAUUGAUAUCGGCGGGGGUUACCCGGGAGAAACCAUUAAUCCAAUCGAUAAGAUAGCUGAAACCACAAAUGCAGGCUUACUGGACAAUUUUCCCGAUUUAUCGGUGAAAAUAAUCGCUGAACCGGGAAAAUAUUGUUGCAAUACACCCUACAAAUUGGUAACACAAAUCCAUUCAAAGAAAAUAGUGAUUGAUGAAAAUAACAAAAAAAUUCGAAUGUAUUAUGUGGACGUGAACGUUUAUAACAGUCUAUUUUCUGUACUUUUCGGCGAAUAUUACAAAUUUCGUCCUGUUUGUGAGAAUAAAAACGCACAGCUGCACCCUUGUAUAAUAUGGGGUUCAACCUCUGACGUCAAUGACAAAAUAACCGAUAAAUUCGAUUAUUUACCAGAUCUCAACAUAGGCGAUUGGUUAAUAGUAGAAGAAACUGGCGCUUAUACAGUAUCGAUAUCUUGCGAAUAUAAUGGUUUAUCAAUGCCCAAAUCAUGCGCUGUAAUCAGCAAAAAGAAUUGGUCCUUUUUAACAACGAAAGCGCCUAAACCGAUACGAAAAGAGAAAUUUACAUUCUCUUUAAAUGAUUUUUUAAAAGAUCGGGAUCAACCUGCGAUUUUCAGAAAAAUAUAUUUUUAAUUUUUUAUAACUAAAACUGUUUUGAGGUAGCAGAAAAUAAGAUUAAGCAUAAUUUUUAGCAUAAAGCGUAAAUAAAGUUUAAAAAAUAGAUAAAGC